Messenger RNA from Neurospora tetrasperma FGSC 2508, 2997 nucleotides. RefSeq lists its product as uncharacterized. The record is from RefSeq and is a predicted model, not a curated record. NCBI's taxonomy places the organism in Eukaryota, Fungi, Ascomycota, Sordariomycetes, Sordariales, Sordariaceae. The coding region runs from base 163 to 2862 and encodes 899 amino acids. The transcript is spliced from 3 exons.
UCAAGAAAGUAGAUGGACGACGGACGGAUCCUGUCAUUCGAUGGUUGAGAACAUACACCAAAUAAAUACCAACAAGAAGGAAUCACGAAAGAAACAAGAAAAGGGGAGAUAUCAGGAAUAUCGAGCCAAAACACCAACACACACAUACACACAUUCGCCAGCAUGAGAAUCCCACCACCAGACGUACUGGCCCAAUGGCCAGCACCAAACUACGUCAACCCCGAAAGCCGAGGACCGGGCCUCACCAUUAUCGAACUCAUCAUGCUUCCGCUCUCUCUCAUGUUCCUCGGUCUCCGUCUCUACGUGCGCGGUCGCCUCCUACGCAAAACGGGAUGGGAUGACUGGUUCAUGAUCAUCGCCUCGAUCUUCGGCACCACCGUCUCCAUCUGCGUCAUCCUCGCCUACACCACUUUCGGCUGGGACAAGCACAUCUGGGACCUAACCGUGACCGAAAUCUCCCAUGGGCGCAAGAUCUCCAUGGCCACACAAGCCGUCUUCAUCAUGUCCUCCUGCUUCUCCAAAGUCUCCAUCCUAGUGUCCUACCUCGCCCUGGCGCCCAUGGACUCGUGGUUCCGCCGCCUGACCAAAGUCUCCAUGGUCUUUAUCAUCGCCAUGAACUGCGGCUCCUUCAUCCUGCUCUUCACACAAUGCCACCCCGUGUCCUCGUACUGGAGCCUGGUCCAGUCCAACAGCACCGACUGCAUCCAAGAGUACGCGCCGCUCAUGACGCACGCCAUCGUCACUGCUCUCGCAGAUUUCAUUGUGUGGGUCUUGCCGCUCCCGACCUUUUUCCGGGCGCAUAUCCCCAUUCACCAGCGCAUUAUUCUCGUGGUGCUGUUUAGUUUUGGCUUGUUGGUCGUCUUUGCUGCGUGCAUAAGAAUGUACUGGGUCCAUUAUGUCGUGUGGGAGACGUGGGAUCCGACGUGGGAGGGCAACCAGCUGUGGGCGUGGACGGCGGUGGAGAUCCAUUUGGGCAUCAUGUGUGGGUGUGUCCCGUAUUUCAAGAGUUUGUUUCGGUUUUGGAAGGGCAAGACUUCGAGAAGAGGGACGAGUAAUAAGGGAACUUCGCAGAGUUGGGCGGGCAGUAGACGAGAUGGUGGCGGUGCGGGUGUAGGUGGAAGUAGUAAGAUUGGUGAUGAGCAGCAGCGGCAGGGGCAAAACUCGAGGGUGGAGGUUAGAAAGGUCAUCAGCUUUUCGAGUGAGAGGAGCGAGGAGCCGUUGAGUCCGACCAUGGGGACUGCGUGUACUGUGAGUGUGGAUGGUGUGGAGGAGAUUGAACUGCAGGAGAAGAGGACGAGUGCGUUCAGUACCGUGUCGAGGGAGGUCGAGGAUCAGAAGGGUGGACAUGCUCACCAGGGAGAGUGGGGCUUUGAGUUUGAUGGGGCGAGGGGGGUGCAGCAUAGCAAGAGCUUGUCGGCGGAGACUAGACAGCUUAGUCGACUCAACCAGCCACAACACGGACAGAUAUCCAAGAUGCCACCACAAGGUCGCAAACGCCAACGGACUGAAAUCGAACCCGAACCCGGACCGCGACGUCCAUCUACCUCCCCCGACCGACAAUCUUCCCCAGAAAUCCUCGAGCAAGAAGAGUCGCGACCACCGUUCUACAACACCACCUUCUCGACGCACCGUGUCUCGCCUCUUUACCUUGGCAAACAACCGCUGGACCGGGAACGAUUACAGGCCCUUUCACAACGAUUGCGCGAAAUACUAGUCGGGGAUGUUGUCCGUGGCGUUGAGGUUGGGUUGGGAAGAGCAGACGGAGAGGAUGGCGUGAUGGGAAGAGCCGGGGCGUUAGAGUACGUCGACAUUCGAUGGGUUAACAUGGGCGCCGUACUGGAUAUCACCAGCCCCGAAACAAAUGAUAGCGAGGGCGAGCAUGAAGAUGCCACACGACGAACAGACCUCGACUGGCCAGGACUUGUCUCCGAUCUUAAAGACAAGAAGGCCCUCCACAUCCUCCUCCGGUAUGAAACCGCCGAAUGCACCGCGCUGCUCCUCCCAUCCUCCUCAGAUCAACAACAAGCAGACCUACCAACGAACCAAUCCACCAUCUCCAACUCCCAACCCACCGACCCUCCAAACCCCGCCCACUUCCUCCACCUCCCUCUCCUCCUACUCCGGAUGCCCGCCCCUCUCAAAUCAGUAAUCAGCGACUUCCUCUCCACAACCUUCGACUGCCGCGUUAGUCCUCUCCGUCUCGGCACUCGGAGUCUCGUUCAGUCAUGGGAAUCAUGGAUUCGCACAGCCGGGCUACCCGAAAAAGGACCACUAGCCAAGGACGUGGUCCUUAAUCUUGGAAUCUACAUCCCACCACCGGAAAACAAAGGAACCGCCACUGACGCCACUCCCGCCGCAGGAGAAGACAAAGAUGGAACACCCGGCCAGGAACCGCUGGGGAUAAAGGGCAUUGAUGUCAUUAUUCCUGCUGCUGAUGUGCGGGGGUUUGUCCGGGCUGGGAAGCAGAUGCAGGGCGAUAAAGACAAGGAAAAGGAAAAAGGGAAGGGCAAAACCAAGGAAAAGCAGACGUGGGAGAUGGAUGUCAAGAAACGACGAAAGUUGGCUGGUCGGCUGGGAGAGGAAGGGUGGGAGUGGAGGACUGCUGUCUCUGGAGCUAAUCAGACGGAGGAAUCACCGUUUACGGAAGCUCUAGGUCGGUAUGUGGAUAAGCACCUGGGGUUGAACUUGUUUCAUCCGGGCGUGAGGGUGACGAAGAUUGCGUGUGGGGGGUUCGUCAUGUCAGAAGGGAGACUAAAGGUGUUUGCGCCGAGGGAGGAGGGAGGACAGAGGCAAAGGGCAGCAGUGUGGAAGUUGGUUUCGGGGUUGGUUGGGAAGGCUGAGGGUGGCAAGGCGUUGGCGUAAUGACUGAUCUCUAUGAGACAUCAGUCAAUCAGAGUACAGUAGUCGUCCCCUUCAGCCUUGCUCGUUAUUCUUUUCUCGGUUACCGCUAGCCUUGCGUGGCUAGUUCUUGAUACCCAAAUGCAACUGCUCUGUUCU